UCUGUUUGUGUGGAUGUUCAGCCAGGUAGUGAGUGAAGGCGAUUCUGGCUGAGUUCUAUGGCUGCCGCAGGAUCUGUGCUGGCGGCGUUGCAGGUGGCCGAGGUGUUGGAAAACAUCUUGAGCCGCUGCGUGGGGCCGGAGGGGCGACAGGUUCUGUGCACGAAGCCCACCGGCGAGGUGCUGCUCAGCCGGGAUGGAGGCCGCCUCCUGGAGGCGCUGCACGUAGAGCAUCCGAUGGCCAGGAUGAUAGUGGCAUGUGUUUCCAGUCAUCUCAGAAAAACAGGAGAUGGUGCUAAAACAUUUAUUAUCUAUCUUUGCCAUUUACUCAGAGGACUUAAUGCAAUCACGGAAAAAGAAAAGGAUUCGUUGAUUUCUGAGAAUACUCAAACGCACAAAAGGCAUUGGAAAAAUUGUUGUCAGUGGAAAUUUAUUUCCCAAGCGCUACUAACAUUUCAGACACAAAUAUUAGACUGUAUUAUUGAUCAGUUCUUAAGUAAACACUAUAUGUCCAUUUUUUCUUCAUCUGCUAAAAAAAGAACAUUGUGUAGGAACUCUUUAGAGUUACUCUUAGAAGCAUACUUUUAUGGAAGAGUGGGAAGAAAUAAUCUCAAGUUUAUUUCACAGUUGAUGUGUGACUACUUUUUCAAGUGUGUGACUUACAAAAGUGAUAUUGAAGUAUUUGAGUUAGUGGAUGACUGUUUUGUAGAGUUGAAUAUUGGUGUUACUGGCCUUCCUGUUUCAGAUUCGAGGAUCGUUGAUGGGCUGGUGCUUCACAGAGAUUUUUCCGUUUACUGCCCAGCAGAUGGGGACAUAAGAAUAGUGAUUGUAACAGAAAUUAUCCAGCCUCUUUUUUCGACUUCUGCAUCUGAGUUUAUUCUAAAUUCAGAAGCACAAUUUCAGAGAUCUCAGCUUUGGAUUAUGGAAAGUAUUAAAGCAAUAAUAACACAUUUAUAUAGUCAGAAUGUAAAAUUGCUCCUAUCUACUGUGAAACAACCAGAGUUAGUUAAUUAUUAUGCAAGACUGAGUGGCAUAUCAGUGGUGGAGUGUUUAUCAGCAGAAGAAGUUUCUCUUAUCCAGAGAACCACUGGUCUUUCUCCAUGUGUAUUACCACAGGCCUCUUCACAGUGUGAAGUUUCUAAUACUGCUUUGGUGACAUUUUGUAAGCCCCUUACUCUUCGAUCCAAAAGGUAUGUUCAUCUUGGCUUGAUUAGCACAUGUACUUUUAUGCCACACUGUUUAGUUCUUUGUGGGCCAGUUCUGGGUCUUGUUGAACAACACAAGAGUGCUUUACAUGGAGCUUUUAAAAUGCUUCAGCAGUUGUUUAUUGACCUUGACCUAAGUUACGUAUUACAAGCCAAUGACCAAAAUGACACAUCAAGUCCUCUUAUGUAUAAAAAUGGCAGAGAAGGUAAUCAGUUCCCAGAAAUUGGUAAUGGCUCAAUACAAAGGCCCUAUCAGGACGUAAUAGUAAAGAACAAAGAUAAAUUGGGAAAAAAACAAACAUAUUUAAACAUAUGUUCAAAUUUGGUAGUUUCAGAUGCAGAAUUAGAAACAUAUAUUCCAUAUUCAACACCAAUGGAUACAUUCCAAACAGAUGAAACACUGAGGUGUUUGUCUCCAAGAAAUAAGGUGAUAAUUGAUACCUGUGAACUAUUAAUUGAGAAUAAUUCCACUAGUAAUUCUACAACAGAAAACACUAGAACAGAAAUUUCUUAUGAAAAUUUGCAAGUCACAAACAUUGCUAGAAAGGAGAGGCUGUAUAGAUACCUGAAUAUGUCUACUUCCCAGAGUUACUGUUACUCAUCUAUACCAGCAGGUUGUGUUUUGCCAGUGGGUGGUAAUUUUGAGAUCUUGUUACAUUAUUAUCUUCUCAACUGUGCCAAAAAAUUCCAGCAAUCAGAAGAAGCCAUAGUUAUUAAGUUAAUAGCUAACGCACUUUUAGGCAUUCCCAAAAUUCUUUACACACCUAAGAAAGGAAAUUGCAACUUUCCACAAAUGUAUUUGAGAUCUCUCCAUGCACUGCAAACCAAUCAACCCAUGGUAAGCAGUCAGGUGGGUUUGGAGUCAGUAUCUAGUAAGUACCAGUUACUAAAUUCAGUUCUUCAGUGUUUGACAAAAAUAUUAACUACUGAUCUGAUAAUCAAUGUUAAGAGACAACCACAGAAAAUUUGUGAACAAGAUUCAGAAGAUGAACUUUAACAUCAAAAGAUUUUAUUAACCAAACUUUUAUCCAAUUUAAACCAUAAAGUAAAGCAGGCAUAUGAUUACUGACUCUCAAGCAUUUAAUUCAGCCUGCUUAGGAAAAAAAAUUGAGAAGUACGGAAGGCCACAAGACCAUUCAGAUACAAAUAUUAGACUACUUUGUGGAACUAAACUAAGCAGGAAGCCAGAGUCCAACUAGGUGGAUGUGUCUUUCCCCUUUCUGGUCUCUGUGGUUCAGUUCUGUGUUAGUCUUUCUAUGGGAAGGUGUUUGAUUUUAGCUUCUUUUCUCUCUUCAUGCUCUCCUUCACCUUUCUUAAUUUCAGAUUUGGAUGGGGUCUUCAAAUGCC
Castor canadensis (American beaver) is the source of this 2549-nucleotide messenger RNA. RefSeq names its product Bardet-Biedl syndrome 10 (gene Bbs10). The record is from RefSeq and is a predicted model, not a curated record. NCBI's taxonomy places the organism in Eukaryota, Metazoa, Chordata, Mammalia, Rodentia, Castoridae. Gene Ontology annotation, biological process: chaperone-mediated protein complex assembly. Gene Ontology annotation, molecular function: ATP binding.